AUGCUGGAAGCCGAACGGCAGAAGAAGCAACAACAACCGAUAGGUAAAGGACCAAUUCCAUCUCGGAGUGAUCAAGUUAUGAGAAGGACACCCUACUCUCGACCCCAGUCGUCAGGAUCUAGUUCCUCCUCACAAGCUUCUGUCUUAGCCGAUCGGUCAGGGCAGCAGGGAUCGGUUACAUGUUACAAUUGUGGAGGACCUCACUACCGAUCAUUAUGUCCUCAACUGGGAGGACUCAAGCAUUGUACUCGGUGUGGACGUAAUGGGCACAAUAACGCUGAGUGCAACAUGGGAGGCCGAGCGGUCAUGAGACCUCCUAUUGCAGGGAGAAUUGCUCAAAGGGGUGGUGGAAGGGCUCAAGUAGUGGGCCGAGUUUAUGCAUUGACUAGAGCGGAGGCAGCAAGCUCAGGUAAUCUUAUUAUCAGUACUUGCUUGCUGUUUGGUGUUCCUUGCUGUGUACUGUUUGAUUCUGGGGCAACACAUUCCUUCAUCUCGAAGGCAUGUGUUGAUAGGCUGGGUUUGACUGAGUGUGAGAUGCAGCUUGACUUGGUGGUGUCAACCCUAGCAGCUGGUGAAGUUAGGACGUCUACUGUCUGCAUUAGAUGCCCUAUUGAAGUAGAAGGGUACAAAUUUAAGGUGAACCUCAUCUGUUUACCUCUUUAA
Vigna radiata var. radiata (mung bean) is the source of this 663-nucleotide messenger RNA. RefSeq lists its product as uncharacterized. The coding region runs from base 1 to 663 and encodes 220 amino acids. The record is from RefSeq and is a predicted model, not a curated record. Gene Ontology annotation, biological process: proteolysis. The transcript has a single exon. Lineage: Eukaryota; Viridiplantae; Streptophyta; Magnoliopsida; Fabales; Fabaceae. Gene Ontology annotation, molecular function: zinc ion binding; nucleic acid binding; aspartic-type endopeptidase activity.